UCUCCAGUACCAUGCCGUGCCAAGCUGUAUCAGCAAGCCAUUAUUCUUCACAAAAAGUUUGUUUCCGAGGGCAUUGCUCGACUCUUUUUGCCCAAGAGCUCGACCAGGGAGGUUCGCUCGCGCGCGCGUUGCCAUGGCAAUGCGGGACAAACACUGUCAAACGUAUCACGAGGAGAGCGAAGUUAUCAGCGAUCCUGCCCGUAUGUAUGACGAAACAGUGGAGGUUAACGCUAGGGAAGUCGAUAGUCCUUCUAGCUCUGACGAAGAAGUGGUUAAAGCGGCCAUGUCCAAGUUCAACCCCCCAGCGCGUCACACGGCGCGACACGAUUUCGAUUCAGAAAGCGAAAGCGAUUCGGACCCUGAGAAUGAGAAUUUUUUAAACAAUAUCAAGAGAGAUGCGAGUCCGGAACGGAAGGCGCCCGAGAAAGCUGAGCUAUCGAAGCAAUCUUCGAAGGAUGAGAGUUUCAAAGACCGGUCGGUCAGACCGACGACUAAAAGGGCGGAUUCUUCGGAAAAUUCAGAAAGUGACAGUGCAGAACUGGGACCGGACCGGCCUCUAGCCAGCGGAAAGAAGGGAACCGGCGUGGUGAUACCAGCAGAGGGGGCCUAUGACCCCAAGCAGUUCCAGGACCUGAAGGUGCCUGCUGACAUGGAGAACAUCUUCCAGUACAUCAUGAAAUACACGCCCCAGAAAAUCGACAUUGAGUUCAAGCUGCAGCCGUUUGUACCGGAGUACGUUCCAGCAGUAGGGGACAUAGAUGCGUUCCUCAAAGUUACCACGCCUGCGCGUGGGGUACGCGGCGAACCGCUCGACGAACAGUUCUUAGAACACAUCGACAACCUGGGACUAACGGUGUUGGACGAACCAGCGGCGGAGCAGAGCGAGUCAGCCUUGUUGCACCUGCAGUUGCGAGCGUUGUCUAAAACCAGCGCCAAGCCCACCGUGGUGACAAAGAAGCUGGAUAACGCUGAGAAAAAUGGCAAAGCGCUCGAUCGCUGGAUCAAAGACGUGAGCGAGUUACACCGAGCCAAGCCGCCGCCCACUGUCGCUUACUCACGGAAAAUGCCCGAUAUCGACACUCUAAUGGAGGAAUGGCCGGACAGCGUGGAACAAGCCCUCAACACCGUCGGCUUCCCGCCCGCCACCUUGGACUGUUUGCUGUCGCAGUACGCUGAGCUGGUGUGCGGCAUGUUCGACAUCCCGGUGGCGGGCGACACGCUGCAGGCGCGCGUGCAGGCGCUGCACCUGCUGUUUAGUCUGUACACGCACGUCAAGAACUCGCAGCUGUACGCCGAGAGGCAGAAUGAAGAGAAGGAGAGCGUCGGUUAACU
Molecule: messenger RNA, 1332 nt
Organism: Cydia amplana
Lineage: Eukaryota; Metazoa; Arthropoda; Insecta; Lepidoptera; Tortricidae
Gene: IFT46
Product: intraflagellar transport protein 46 homolog
Exons: 8
Coding region: 134-1330 (398 amino acids)
Biological process (GO): cilium assembly; intraciliary transport
Cellular component (GO): intraciliary transport particle B; motile cilium; centrosome
Source: RefSeq, a predicted model, not a curated record